AAAAAGGCUGCGUGAGGUCGUGAAGGUCACGGAAGUACAGCGCAGGGGACGACCCGGAACACCAGCUGCUGUCUUUUGCCUAGCUUAUGGAAAAAAAAGUGCGGAUUUCAGAUUGAGGCAAUUGUGCUCAGUGUUUAUGGCAGUGCGAGACAGGAUGCGAGACGAGUUGUUCAAACAUCAGCCUGGUGAGCAUGAUGUUGGGGAGGACCAACAAGAAGGACAACAUCAAGCAAAGUAUGACGAGCAGUACCGUCGGGAGCUGGCUUCUGUUCUACGAGUAAGACUAGAUUUGAUUGAAGAAUUUUUGGCACCGAGAAAAGCACUGGAAUUUCUUUCUUCAACUUCAAAGCAGGUGGACAACAUGUUUGUUGGUCUCAAGCCAGACGUCGUCUUCCUCCCAUGACAAACACCAUCACGACCGAGAAGAGUAUCUACAUAGAGAAAUGCAGAUGCGACGUGGCGAAGUGCUUGCGAACUUACGAGCGUUGUUUCCGAUGGUGACUAACUGGACAUCUAGCAGUGCAUCUCCAUCUUCUUCGAGAAGUGCAAGAGAUGAUGAUGAUAACUUUCACCGAGCAGACGGAGCUGGACCUGAAGGAGGUCUUCGAAAUCGCCCAGGAGACCCGCUAUCUAGAAUUGUCCAGCUACCAGGCAGAGCUCAAAGGGAGAAAGAAUUAGCUACACAAGUGGCCACAAGUAAAGCGCGUGCUUUAGAGGAGGAAUUGGUUGCGGAUGGCGAGGACGAUGACGGAUUUUCCAGUACUAGGCCGCGUGCUUUAGUGGAAGAAGAGCAUAGGAAACGUUUGAGAUUUGCAACGAUUUUUCUCUUGGAUCAUGAUCAUGAAGAUGAGCAAGAACGUCAAGAAAAUCAUGGUCAUCUUCUGACCGGAGGACAACUUGCCUACAAGGAAAUCAGCUAA
Messenger RNA from Amoebophrya sp. A25, 920 nucleotides. The record is from the annotation of a GenBank genome assembly. Lineage: Eukaryota; Dinophyceae; Syndiniales; Amoebophryaceae.